AUAUCCCGAAAUCACUUUAGGAGCGACUCGCACGUACUAUAUUACGUAGCUUUAUACGAGAAAGAGGGUAAUACUAUCUACUACCUUAAGCUAGCGCCUACUACGCUAGAGAAAUACGGUUAUAUAAUAAUCGUUUAUAGGAUAGCGAAUAGUACCUUUAAAGGGCUUACUACUAUAACCGAGGUUCUUAUUGUAAAGCUACUAAAGAGAAGAGAGUUAUAG
This is a messenger RNA of Penicillium verrucosum, 222 nucleotides long. RefSeq lists its product as uncharacterized. Lineage: Eukaryota; Fungi; Ascomycota; Eurotiomycetes; Eurotiales; Aspergillaceae. The record is from RefSeq and is a predicted model, not a curated record. The annotation marks the transcript as partial. The transcript is spliced from 3 exons.